CAGGACGCGCGGAGGGCAAUGGCGGCGCUAGGCCGCGUCGGGUCGAGGGCUCUCGGCGGCAGGCUUUUCCUGCUGCAGCCUGCCUCCUCCUGCCCUCUCCAGCUCCGAGCAGCCUCCAUUCUCUCCUCUUCCCUGCACCUGCCUUUCAGGAGCCGGCUUUCCUUGGAGCCCGCCGGUGGCUGCCCCGCGCCGGCGUCUCCCUGGAGCCUGCAGCAGGUCCGUGGCAAGGCUCGAGGCAACGAGUAUCAGCCCAACAACCGGAAGCGGAAGCGCACCCACGGCUGGCUCAAGCGCAUCAGCACCCCGGGCGGCGUCGAGGUCAUCCUGCGGCGCAUGCUGAAGGGCAGGAAGUCUCUGACCCACUGACAGCCCUGCCCCUGGGGCU
This is a messenger RNA of Dryobates pubescens (Downy woodpecker), 385 nucleotides long. It is a transcript of the gene MRPL34, whose product is annotated as mitochondrial ribosomal protein L34. Gene Ontology annotation, molecular function: structural constituent of ribosome. The coding region runs from base 19 to 366 and encodes 115 amino acids. The transcript is spliced from 2 exons. NCBI's taxonomy places the organism in Eukaryota, Metazoa, Chordata, Aves, Piciformes, Picidae. The record is from RefSeq and is a predicted model, not a curated record. Gene Ontology annotation, biological process: translation. Gene Ontology annotation, cellular component: ribosome; mitochondrial large ribosomal subunit.